AUGGCCACAAACGGGCAGGGGCACCCCCGGAUUACAGCCGGCUGCCGGCUGCUCCUGCUGACUCUCCUGGUCUUGAGUUUUUCCUGUGAAGCCUGCAAAAGAGCGAUACUUUCUGUUCCUUCUAAACUCGAAGCUGAGACUUUUGUUGGUAGAGUUAAUCUAGAUGAAUGCCUUCCAUCUGCAAACAUAAUCCAUUCAAGUGAUCCUCACUUCAGAAUUUUCAAAGAUGGUUCGGUUUAUACAACUGAUACUGUUGUGUUGUCUCCUGAGAAGGGAACUUUUACUAUUCUGCUUUCCAACACACAGACAAGAGAACAGAAGAAUCUAGUUGUCUUACUAGAAUAUCAAAAGAAGGUACUGAAGAAAAGACAUUUGAGAGAAACAGUCCUUAAGCGUGCCAAGAGAAGAUGGGCUCCUAUCCCUUGUUCAUUGAUGGAGAACUCAUUAGGUCCUUUUCCCAUGCUUCUUCAACAGGUGCAGUCUGACUCCGCACAGAAUUACACAGUCUAUUAUUCAAUAAGAGGGCCUGGAGUUGAUCAAGAACCUUUAAAUUUGUUUUACAUAGAGAGAGAUACUGGGAACCUCUUUGUCACUCGCCCUGUGGAUCGUGAGAAAUGCUCAUCUUAUGGGAUAAUUGCCUAUGCAUCAACUCCAGAUGGUUAUUCUGUAGACCUUCCACUUCCCCUUGAAAUCAGAGUUGAAGAUGAAAAUGACAAUGACCCAAUUUUCACCGAAAACCCUUAUCAAUUUGAAGUUCUUGAAAAUUGUGGACCUGGUACAACAGUGGGUCAAGUCUGUGCCACAGACGAUGAUGAACCUGACACGAUGCAUACUCGUCUGAAGUACACCAUUAUAGAGCAGCAGCCACCAUCACCUACAUUAUUUUCUAUACACCCAGUCACAGGUGUGAUCACUACAACAUCAUCUCGGUGUGACAGAGAGCUUGUGGACAAAUACAAAUUGACACUAAAAGUACAAGAUAUGAAUGGUCAACCUUUUGGUCGGUUCACUAAGUCAACUUGCAUUAUUUCAAUUGGAGAUGCGAAUGACAACUUGCCGAUUUUUACAAGAAGCUCUUAUGUGACAGAAGUAGAGGAAAAUAAAAACAAUGUGGAAAUACUUCGAUUAAGUGUAGAAGACAAAGAUUUGAUUAACACUCCUAAUUGGAGGGCUAAUUACACCAUUUUAAAGGGUAAUGAAAAUGAAAAUUUCCACAUUGUGACAGACCCCAAAACCAAUGAAGGAAUUCUUUGUGUUGUUAAGGGAUUGAAUUAUGAGGAAGCACGUCAAGUGGUCCUGCAAAUUGGUGUAACUAAUCAGGCUCCAUUUUCUGGAUCUGGUAGUUCAAAGACAACAAGCAUGAGCACGGCUACAGUUACUGUUAAUGUUAGAGAUCAAGAUGAAGGGCCUGAAUGCAGCCCUCAAAUGCAGACUGUUCAUGUGAAAGAAAACACAGCAACGGGGACACAGGUCAAUGGUUAUAAAGCCUAUGACCCAGAAACUAGAAGCAAUAGUGGCAUAAGGUAUCAAGCAUUAAAUGAUCCAAGAGGAUUGUUCACAGUUGAUGAAAGAUCAGGUUCAAUCAAAAUUCUUAGAAGUUUAGAUAGAGAGUCAAGUACCUUCAGACAAGGCCUAUAUAAUAUUACAGUACGAGCAACAGACAACGAUGGGAGAACAUGUACUGGUACCCUGAGAGUUGCCGUUGAUGAUGUGAAUGAUAAUGGUCCAUCCAUACCUCAGAGAAGAAUGACGAUCUGCAAAACGCAAAUGGGCUCAGCAGAGAUCGUUGCUGUAGAUCCUGAUGAACCUAUCAAUGGUCCACCAUUUGAAUUCACCUUGCCAAGCAGCAAUGAACGGGUUGGUGAAGGAACGUGGAGACUUAGCAAAAUUAAUGAUACUGCUACACGCAUAUCCUUCCGCAAUGAUCCUGCAUUUGGGUUAUAUGAAAUACCUAUCUCAGUUCGAGAUAGACUUGGCCUGUCUACAACCAAUGUAUUGACUGUUAAUUUAUGUGAUUGUGUUGUUCCAAGUGAAUGUAGAUCUCGUACGGCUCCAAUACGAGCUGCAAAUGAUGUAUCACUUGGAAAGUGGGCCAUCCUUGCCAUGAUACUGGGUGCAGCAUUACUGUCUUGUAUCCUAUUUACAUUAGUUUGUGGAGCUACUGGUUCUUCCUCUCAAACAAAAAAAACCUUCCCUGAUGAUUUGGCUCAGCAGAACCUUAUUGUAUCUAACACUGAAGCCCCUGGGGAUGACAGAGUGUAUUGCACAAAUGGAUUGACUACACAGAAUGUGGGCGGUGGUUGCACAUUGGUAACAGGAACAAAAAAUGGUCAAGAAAGCUUUGAAAUGACAAAAGGAGGGCAUCAGACUUUGGAAUCCUGUCGAGGAGGAGGACAUCACACCCUGGAUUCAUGCAGGGGAGGACACCACACCCUGGAUUCUUGUAGAGGAGGACAAGUUGAGGUGGACAACGGCAGAUACAAUUAUUCUGAAUGGCAGAAUUUUACUCAGCCCCGUCUUGGUGAAAAGGUGCAACUGUGUAAUCAGAAUGAAGAUCAGACCCACGCUCAAGACUAUGUCCUUACAUAUAACUAUGAAGGAAGAGGCUCUGCGGCUGGUUCUGUAGGGUGUUGCAGUGAGCGCCAUGAUGAAGAAGGGCUUGAAUUUUUAGAUCACUUGGAACCCAAAUUUAGGACUCUAGCAGAAACAUGCAUGAAGAGAUAGAUAACUGUCUGACAAUUCAGUACUGGGACUUGGAGUGGAGCUGUGUUUUUUCGUUUUUGUUUUUUU
This is a messenger RNA of Trichosurus vulpecula (common brushtail), 2790 nucleotides long. RefSeq names its product desmocollin-2-like. Gene Ontology annotation, biological process: homophilic cell-cell adhesion. NCBI's taxonomy places the organism in Eukaryota, Metazoa, Chordata, Mammalia, Diprotodontia, Phalangeridae. Gene Ontology annotation, cellular component: desmosome; plasma membrane. The coding region runs from base 1 to 2724 and encodes 907 amino acids. The record is from RefSeq and is a predicted model, not a curated record. Gene Ontology annotation, molecular function: calcium ion binding. The transcript is spliced from 16 exons.